Messenger RNA from Caenorhabditis angaria, 3703 nucleotides. Lineage: Eukaryota; Metazoa; Nematoda; Chromadorea; Rhabditida; Rhabditidae. The record is from the annotation of a GenBank genome assembly.
AUGGAUCUACCGUCAACUUCUGCAGAUUAUAUUGAUGAAGAUGAAGAUCAGGAUGAUAUGAAUGGAAUUAUUGAAGGUGUUGAUGCGAAUCGACAUCUUCAAGAAUUGAAAUCAGUGAAACCCGAUCAAGAAGAUGAUGAAAUAUUGAAAGCGAUGAAUAAAUUUAUGAGAAAUGAGAUGGGUUAUGAUGAAUUUAUGAGAUUGACAGGAGGAAAAACUCUGGAAGAAGAACUACAUGAGAAAAAUAGCAGUAAGUUUUACUCAUUUAUUUUUUUACUUGGCUUAUUUUUUGAAAUAAUCAUUGAUUGCAGGGAAACAUGCUGAAGAAGAUGAUGAGGAAGAAGUGGAAGAGAUUGACAUACAAGAAGAAUCCGCUGACGAAUCGCCUGCCUUGGAUGUUCCCGAACGUUCAACUGUUGAGAAUAAUAUAAGAGUGACUGAAAGAAUGCAAGCAUUACCACCGGAAGCUCGUGUUAUUAUGGAUCAAAUUAUGACUGGUAUUGAUUUUUCCAACAUCUCCUGAUGAUGGACAACUUGGAAAUGGAAUGAUGAUGAGUUUGUCAGAAGCAUUGCAACAACAAUUCAUGAAUUCACAACAAAAUUCACCGGAAGAACCUGCUCAAAAACGGUCUUGUUAUGAUGGAGAAGAUAAUGGAGAUGGACAAAAUGAAGCAUCAGCAAGGUUAGUCUAAUUGGGAGUUUUCUGAAUUGCAUCAUAUUUUUAUGAGAAACAAUUGAAUAUGUCAUCUUGAAAUCUCCAAAAAACCAGUUGAAAACCUAAAUAUAAAAAAUUUCUCGAGAUUUUUAAAAUUGCUAAUUUUAUAGCAACAAACCAAUCUACGAUCGUGGAAAAACGAAACGUAUGGAUGGAUUAUUGGGUCAGGCAAAUGUUCUAUUUGCUCGCGGAAAAAUCGAUGAUGCACUUGUUGUACUUAUGGAAGUUAUCAAAUUGGAUCCAAAAAAUGCGAUGGCAUAUCAACAAGUUUCGCUUAUUUAUGAACAAAAAGGAGAUCAAGCUAAAGCACUACAGUAAGUGAUCAUUUUUCAAUGUGUAUUUAUUGAAAACUUUUUGAUUUUCAGAUUUGGUCUGUUAUCAUCUUAUCUUGACCCAAGAACUCCAAUUUCUGAUUGGGUACAUUGGGGAGAAGAAUCAAAAAGGCUUUUGAUGUAUGAAGAAGCGGCGAUGUGUUUUGAUAGAGCUAUUCGAUUAGAACCAUCAAAUUGGCAUCAUUAUGAGCAAAGAGUUGAAAUGUUAGAUUAUCUUGGAUUGAGACCAUUAGCAAUGCGAACUCGUCUUGCUGCAGCGCAAAGUGUUGAUUUUCAAUGCGCUGGUUUGGAUUUUGUGUGGUUUCAGGAUUUGAUAAAAACUGUUGCGCAAUAUUUUAUCACUAUUAAUGAUGAAGAAAAAGCAAUUUCUGCACUCGAAGCUUUUGUUUUGCGAAGUCGUCAAUUUGGACAGGAUUCAAUGGCUCAACAUGAAACAUUGGUUGCAAUGUGGAUGGCAAAAGGAAAAUAUAUACCAGCUGGACAAUCGAUUCUUGCUCUUUGCUCUGGAAUUUUAUUGAAAAAUCGGACAACUGGAGCUCCAGCUUGCAAAGUGACCUAUAGACAUGGAACUUAUUCGGUUUACCCGUUUCCUCCAGAAUGUGAUAUUGAUUUUGAAAUUGAUCAAGAUGAAUUUCCACUUGCUAUGCAUUGUCAUUUAAUUAUCUGCCUUUUUAUGUUGGAUCGAAUAAAUGCGGCACUUGAUUUAGAAGAACAAUUGCAUAAAAGACCACUUUAUAAUGGAAUUGAUGAACCAUUUAUGCUUGAUAUUGCGAGAACUUUUAAAGAGAAAGGAAAAAUCAAAUUGGCAAUGAAGUUUUUGGAUGAUCUUGCUAUGAAUCAAGCAUAUAAUACUGAUGAAUCAGCUGAAUAUUAUUUUUUGAAAGGAACAAUUGAGUCACUUCUAAAACAAGAAAGCGAAGCAAUGUCAUCAUUUGAAAAAGUAUUACUGAUAAAACCAGAUCAUGUUGAUAGUCGAAUACAUUUAUCAAGUCUACAACAAAAAUAUGGAAUGUUUGAUAAAGCAUUGGAAACUCUUCAAGAUUAUGAUUUCGAAAUGUGCACACAACUUCCGGAUGAACGAUUGCUUGCGCGACAAUCUGAUAUUUUGUUUGAGGCGAGAAAGUUUGAGCAAUUCAUCAGAGUGACAAGAAUGUUGUUAGCUCCACAUUUUUUUAUUGUUCAUGAGGAUGAAAAUGUGCCAAAGAAGAAGAGAGCUAUAGGAAGUGAGUUCGAUUUUUUUUAAACUCAUUUCAAACAGUUAAUCUAAAUUAUUUAUUUUCUUGAUCAGUUUGAAAUAUUAAAAAACAACUUAAAACAAAGCAAAGUUAUUUGAAUUCGUGAAAAAAAAACAAAAAUCAGAUUAAAAAUUUCUUCGAAAAAAAAUUCGUACGUGUUACGUGAACUUUUUUCAUUUCAAAAUUCAUUAUUUUAAGUAAUUUUGAUAUUUUUCAGCUGUUGCUUCAAGUAAUACACUCCGAUCUUGCGCGAUGAAUGUUAUCAAACACUCGGCUUGGGAAAGACUUGUCAAAAGAUUAGGAAAUACUGCAGAAGUUCAGAGGAGAAAUAUGGACAUGCUUUCUGCAGAUGCUGUUAGUUUCCUUUUAUUUUUCCCAAAUCAAUAUUCUGUAAUUUUCAGAUGCAUGAUUAUUGCUUGAAACUUAUCGAAUCUCUCCAUAAUCUUGGAAAACAUUCGGACUCUUUAUAUGUUUGUUGUUAUGCGUUUCUUCACCCAAAACUCUACAAAACUGAAAAGUUAGUUAUUUAAAACAAAAUUCUCCUGAUAGUACAAUCAAAAAAAUUUACAGGGUUGUCACAUUUCAAAAUUUGAUGUAUUUUUGUGCAAUCAAUGCUCAUAGUUUUACACUGGCAUUUGAAUAUAUUCGAUUUUAUUAUACACAUGUUUGUGUAAGUUACUACACUACCUAACGAUAUCAUUUUUUAAACCUAAAAAUUUUUGCAGACAUCAAAAGAUUUCAUCGACAUCGAUAAUGUUUAUCGAGAUCAAUUACAUAAACGAAUUUUCAACGCAAUGAAUUUUGUAUUCGUAAAUUCACAAAAUGUCUCUUAUCAUCGAUUUAUUAUGCGAGCAUUGGCUAAACAAAAAGACAAUCAUGCACUUCAAACAAUUUCGGGAAAUAAUUCAUUGAUCACUGGAACUUAUCGACACGCUUUGGGAGAAUAUUUGAGAGUUUGGGUUAGAAAUCAGAAAAAUCCACUGAUUUGUUUGUUAUUGGCAUUGACUUUUACACAUAUGUCGUGUAAAAAGGAUUUAUCGAGUAGACAUUUGAUUAGCAUAAGGGUGAGUUAUUUCCUCGUGGCAUUUCACGCAAAACCUUUUAUUUAUACAUUUUAGGGUCUGUCAUUUAUGAAAAAAUAUUCACGAGUUCGAACUUGUUCUCAAGAAGUCAAUUAUAAUAUUGGACGAAUGUUUCAUCAAUUGGGAAUUUUACCACUUGCUAAAACAUUUUAUGAAAAAGUUUUGCACGAAGAUCCACCAAAUAUUUAUACUCAUGACGACGAGGGAAAUGAGAUCACAAUACCAGCAAUGAAAUAUGAUUUGAGAAGAAUGGCUGCACACAAUUUGGCAUUGAUUUAUCGAGCAUCCGGAAAUAUUUAUGCGGCCAGAGAAAUUUAUGAAAAUUAUCUUGUUGUUUGA